GAAAAAAAAAAAUAAAAAAAAGAGGACUUGCUUUUUCCUUUCACAGCAGAAAAAGGGUGACACCGAAAGACAAAAAGACCAGCAAAGAAAAAACAAAAAAAAAACCUGAAAAAAAAGCUUAAGACGUUGUCUAUCGCUUUGCUUCCUUAUCCUUUAUCCUACUUUUUCUAUUCUUUAAAACUUCUCCCCUAUUUAACUUUAUAUUUCUUUUUACCUCGCUUGUGUUCCUCCCAAUGAACUACUUGUUGGACAGAGGCUCCGAAGCUGCAGCCCACGAUCUGGCUGAGGUUCGAAAACUGAUCGAAGGCAUGAACGCAUUGGUCAACAGUCAAGCCUUGCAGCAGCAGCAGCAGCAGCAGCAACAGCAGCAACAACAACAACACCACCACCAACAACAACAACAACAGCAGCAGCAACAGCAACGACACCAACAGCAGCAACAACAACCACAACAACACCAAACGCAACAACAACAUGCCAUUAACAAUCCUUCAACAUACCCCUCGCCCUCGCUGCCGACCUCACCGUCCACUUCCUUACAACAAGCUUCCAACUCGACUCCAUUCGCACCCGCUUCAGGUAAUUCGUCGGCAGACCACCAACAACACCAUUCCCCUUCAGCAGCAACCAAUACAUCCACGACGUCGGCUUCGCCUACCACGGCCUCCGUAGCCUCGCCCAACGAUAACUUGUCUUCUUCUAACCCGGCCGAUUCGAACGCACUGAACUAUAGCAAUGCAACGACGCCUGCGACACCGGCACCCGCCACGGCCGGGAUUAUUAUCGAAGUGAAUCAUUUACUGCUGAAUCGUACCUUGUAUUUCCAAUUGGCACCGGAUGCCACUAUUGAACCUCUUAUUGCUUGGUUGCGUGCGUCGUUUAACGAUGGUUCGAUCUCGGGAAUGGUACUUCAGUAUAAAGGAUUCGAUGGAUUGUGGAAAUGUCUUUUGAACCGCGACGAUUCCUUGAAGCGUAUCUUGAAACAGAGUUUGAAAGGCAACAGCAUGCUUCAAAUGAGAGUACCGCGCGAGCAAGACCUGCUGAGUUCAGGCUAUACCGAUCGUCGACUUCUUGCUCUUACUAAACCAUAGGCGUAAUUCAGGUCCACAACAACCCAACUGCCAGCACCAGACACGGAAUGAAAAUUCCGGCACGUCAAAAGACAAGAAAACUAAUAGUCAAACCUUGUAUUCGCGUCUUUUCUUUUUUUAUCUUUCUUUUACUUGCCCUUCUUUUUUUCUUUUUGAUUGACAUUAACACAUAUUGCAUAAAUUACGUAUUCAAAAAUAU
This is a messenger RNA of Radiomyces spectabilis, 1290 nucleotides long. RefSeq lists its product as uncharacterized. The record is from RefSeq and is a predicted model, not a curated record. Lineage: Eukaryota; Fungi; Mucoromycota; Mucoromycetes; Mucorales; Radiomycetaceae. The coding region runs from base 234 to 1091 and encodes 285 amino acids. The transcript is spliced from 5 exons.